Molecule: messenger RNA, 7814 nt
Organism: Porites evermanni
Lineage: Eukaryota; Metazoa; Cnidaria; Anthozoa; Scleractinia; Poritidae
Source: the annotation of a GenBank genome assembly
CGACUUGACAUAAUUACAGUGGAGUUUGAUGCACCACUCAGGGCCAAGAAGCCUGUAGUGUCUCUUUUAAAAGACUUUUAUGGCACCACUUCGACGCAGUAUAUUUUGUCGGUCUUUUGUUUUACUCUUAAAACUAAAAGAUAUUAUAAAAGUCGGCCCCGACAAUGACGCACAAGUUGACAUAAAAUACAGUUUUGAGGAAAUGUAAUUCAAAUAAGAAUUUGCAUGUAAAACAAAAAAAAUUUACUGCGAACUUAUUUAACGGUACGAAAUCGACCAAUUAAAACUUUAUUUUAUUCCUUUUUUGUUUUGUCUGGACGAAUUGUCAAUUUUUAAAGUUGUGCUUUAUAACUUUUUCCCUCUAGGUCACUAACAGCACCAUGGAAACAGAGCUAAAAGCCAUAAGAGAAAAAACGGACCACUGCGUGAAAGGAGCGAAAGAAGUUUGGAAGUCAGAGACUGACGAAGCCUCACGCGUGAUCAAAGAUUUCGGGUCUUACACUACGCUACAUGGGUUCCAUUUCAUAUUUGACUCCGGCUCGCUGAUACGAAGAAUUAUCUGGAUAACCCUAAUAUUGCUGGGCAUUGUUUUCCUUUUCUUCCAAUUUCGAGAUAACUACAGAAAAUAUCAAAGGAACCAGAGCAUCAUAAGCAAAUCCGUUGAGCACGAUGAAAAGCUUUUAUUCCCUGCCAUAACUAUAUGCAACCAGAACAUGAUGAAGAGGAGCAAAAUUCUUGGAACGGACGCCCAAACAUUCCUUGACCAACAGGAUUUUGUAAAAAUUCACGUCUUAGGUAAAAGCCUCAUGGACAAAGAAGUUGAUCCGUCGCUUAACGUUGACGAAAUCGUCACGAACAACAGUCAUGUGCUCUCCGAAAUGCUGCAUAAGUGUACCUUUCAACACCAGGAAUGUUCAGCCGCUAACUUCACUUCAUUCCUCUCAUUGAUGGUAAAAGUAAAUGAUAAUAUCAGAUAGAAACAGGGAAAAUAAUGAGCUGUUAUUGAAAAGAUGAUCAGAUGAAUACGAUAUAAAGAUUUAUACAUAUCGCGGAGGGUGUUACCUGCCAGAGGGGCCGAAGGCUGAUGUGGUAACACUCAUCGAGAUCUGCAUAAUUCUCUUCAUCAUACGAAAGCCGACGAAUAUUUCCCACCUUAUAACAUUCUUUCUAUGCCUUAAGUUUCUUUAAACCACUUUCCAGGCCUGAUGUGCAGUUCGAUGAUAUGACUGGAUGUCAUAGCACUUAGUAGUAGUUAAUCUCCCUCACGUGGCUUUUCAGUUCUUGUCAGUUUCUUGCUAUCUAUUUUGGUCAGUACCUAGACUAAUUCGGCUAUUUUGUCUUCACUAAUUGUUUUAAAAUGCUUCGAAAUCUUCCAGCCAUUUUCCUCAAGAAGCUUAGGUUGUUUUGUGGUGACAUGCAUCCUUGCGCAACUCAUAGAAACUACUCGUGUUAAGUGAAACACCUCAUAAGUCCAAUCAUUUUAUUACUAGCAAUCUCUCUUAUUAUACAGCUGAAUCCACGAAACCUGUACUCUGAUUGGCUACCUGGGAGGGCAAAAUGGGUCCACCUUACCCCCUCGGGAUUUCCCGCGUUGGUCCCCCAAGAAAAAGGAUCUUUUUUUGGCAAUACAAUAAAUCCUUUAUAUACCAAGCCUCGACUUUGUUUCGGUCCGUAUAAAACGCAAAAAAGAAUUUAGCCAAACUCGCUCAUGGCUGAGCAUGGUUGGUCAAUAACGCAUAUCUAUAUAAUUUGUUUAGAGUUAGCGCGUUGUAAUUGAAUGGAUAUGGGGAAAAGAAAAUCUUUCAACCAUCCUUCAGGCUAACUCGUAUUUUUUAGAUAAAUCAAACGUAUGGAAAUCACAAAAGCGAAAGGUUUUAAUUAGUAAGACUAAAAUGUUCAUGAAGAUAUGUUGGUUCGAUUGUACGUAACCCAUGCAGAAAUUAAUCUCGACAUCUCAUUGGCCUAGAACUAAACAUAACCAAAGAGCUACCCUAAAAAUAUAACAGUAAUGCCUGGUGAAGACGCUCUCUAACCUCCUGUCUUUUUGCUUGGUAUAAUACUCGACGACGAGGACGACGAUGAUGAUGUGAUAAUGAUGGCCAUGGUGAUGGGGAUAUUGAUGGCGUUGAUGAUGAUGAUGAUGAUGAUGAUCAUAUUCAUUGUGAUAAUUUAGUUCCCAGUUGUAGUGCUGAUGAUGAUGACGAUGGUGAUGGAGGUAAUGAUGCGUUUUUUCCAUGUGACAGCGGUGGUGGUGUUCAUGGCGAAGACGGUUGAGGGGAGGGGGGCGGAUACUUUUCUAUUAGAUCCGUCAGUAUUCUUCAUGUAAGAGGCGAGAUGAGUAAUCUAAAGCGUUUGGUAUUUUUUUCCUUUUCAGCGAGGCGUAUGUUAUACGCUAAAUUCUGGGCAUCCGAAUCACACUAAACUGUACGUGACUACAUCGGGAAAAAUACAAGCGUUGACACUCUCCCUGGAUGCACAGCCAGAGGAGUACUAUGGACCAUACAGUUAUGACGCAACAGGUUUUAAAAUUUUGGUUCAUGAUCAAAACGAGUCGUAUCCCAACAUUGAAGACUUUGGUGUGGAUUUACCACCUGGUUUCACUACCAAUAUACGCGUGCGAAGGACUAAGGUAGGUUUGAAAAGAUUGUCCUAAUCAUUAUUUGAAACAUCUUUUUCAGAAACCUCGUCCCAGUUGUUCAAAAGGUGGAUAGCCUUAUCCACUGGAUAAUUCACUAUCCAGUUGAUAACGCAAUUAGUUUCCGUAAUACUUAUCCAUUGGAAACAACCUCGUCCCCAGGUCUUUUCCCUUAAAAAAUGGGUGGGGCCAUUUUUUAAGGAAAAAGCCCUGGGGACGAUGGAUAGCGAUUUAUCCGGUGGAUAGCGCCAUCCAAAUUUUGAACAACCGAGGCCAGGCUGUAAAUCGCCCAUUUUUUCGGGGGGCAGUUCUCCCGUAUGUGGCAUCGAUAGGUCCCGCAAAAUGGGGUGUGAUUUCUGAGGGGCUUGAUCCUUAAAUAGGGUGUAGUUUUCGUCCUAGUUGGCAUUGUGGUCCCUGUGUGAUCCUUAGUUAGGGUACAUUAAUUGUAUCAGCUAAAAUUCUGGUACGUAAUUGUAAAUACCCGACUACUGUUAGUGUCAGGAAAGUGAUCUAAUGUUGUUUUCCCUUUUCCCUCUGUAAUUAUUGCACUGUAAUCUUUGUUAACGUUGUAAACACAUGUGCCUUUUGGUGCUCUGUUGAUAAUAAAGCUAUCUAUCCAUCUAUCUUAAAUAGGCUGUCAAUUUCUGUUUACGUUAUUCUUAAACCUGUGGGGAACACACCUAUCCGAAAUUUAUGGGAGUAUCCCCCGGGACCAAGAGUAAUGCCAUCCAAGGCCAUAAAGAUUACAGCUGACCAUAGGAAAAACAGCUUUAGUUUACUUAAUCAUUUUUCACGUCUUGAUUGUAGACAAUAACUCUUCCGAAGCCAUUUAAAUCUGGUUGUGGUACAAAGAAGCUGGACUCAACUUUUCCGGUUUACACGGAAUACGCAUGUCUGUUGGACUGUUACACUAAGAUGGUUGUAAACGCGUGUGACUGUCGCAUGAUAUCAAUGCCACCGAUGAGUAAGAUAUUUCUUGAUGCAUUAAUGUAAAUAGCUCUUUACUCUUGUUUUGCACUUAUUUAUGUUUUCUCGAGAACUUUUGACGAAUGAAAGCUCACAAAAUGCAAAUUGCGCGAUCUUUCCUUAUUAUUUUUCUCCUUAUACUUUUUUUCUGUUGCGCGCGCUUAGUUUUUCAAGCGUUAUUUCCAUUACUGGUAAGAGUGUUUGUAGAUAUUGAAUAGUAGUGAAAUCUCGUAUUGGUGGUCAAUUCAGUAAAAGGUUUUCGAAGAAUUUAAGAUACGGUCCAGAUAAGAACGAUAGCAACAACGGCAACGAACAUGUUGGAAUGCAGAAAAGGUGCUAACUUUUCUAUUGUCUGUACUUACUUCUGAUUGGCUUAAACAGCAAAAGUUAACAAAACUUCAUAAAGCAGUACAUAUAUUCAUCCUUACUUUCCAGCCAUCUUCCAUAUAACAAAAUCUGGUCUCAGUUUGAAUAACAAAGAAAUCCUAUGUGGGGAACAUGUAAAAUUGUAAACUUUUCUUGGCUAUUGUUUUCAACUCUUGUGAUUGGUCAAAAUCUUUUAACGCAAAAAAACACCCUUUCAAAGUGGAGUGUAAAUGCAUUUUGUACAGGUAAUCACAUGAUUUCGAGUGCAAUUUGGAAUAAAUAAGCACGAGUAAAUUUUUUCAAAGGCUAACAAAAUUGCACGAGCCCGUAGGGCGAGUGCAAUUUGUGGUCUUUGAAAAAAUUUACGAGUGCUUAUUUAUUCCAAAUUGCACGAGAAAAAUCAUGUGAUUACUUAUUAAUAAUAUUCAUGAAAAAAUUGCGAGAUAGCUUUAAAAUCUCUUUAAUAGGGAGUCAACCCGCGUAAACUACGAGCAAAAAUAAAUUAUUCAAAUGCUNUUGGAAGAACUAAAUUCUCGGUCACGUACAAUGGACAGGGUGCAGCCUUUGUUCUUUAAGUGUCUAUCAAGCGAUGCCUUCAUUACUUUAAGGCUUUCUGGUUCAUAAUCUUCACCUUUUUUGUAUUGUUUACUUCGGCGUAGAAAUGCUCGAGCAAAGUGUUAAGCUCAGCCGGCUCAUAAUUUUCUAUUUCAUCAGUAAUUACCUUACCUACGCACCAAUUCUUCCAAAAAGAGAGCCAAAAACCAGUGCUUUUCGCAGUGUUUUCCUUUUUAGAGCGGUUUUUCAGCUCCUCUACAGUUGUUUCGGUCGCAAAAGCAAAUGUGCUGCAAACGCCAACCAUUGCGGUUUUUGCUCGAAACUGGUCCGGAGCGGAUCAAAAUUUUGCGCCAUUUAGAUGGCGCAUUUGAUUGGCUCUCAGUGAGUUCCUUUGUUUUUUAGCCUAUCAGAAUGUCACGUUUGUUACUCUUUUCUGCACUAAAUUACCUUUUUUCUGCACUCAAUUACCUUUUUUCUGCACUGUGUUACCUAAAAACUGCAUUCCUCUUAGCCAAUCACAAUCGAGAAAUUUUUUCAUGUAUAUUAUUAAUUGCGUAAACGGCCGUCAUGUAGGUUUAUGCAUUCUCUGUGUAAAAAUGAGAACAUUCCUAUGUGGGGAAAGCACCGUUGCCGCAUAACAAAAGAAAUUGCUAUCCACCUUACCCGGAUCAUUACUUAAACGGAAAUGGAGUUUCAAGUGGAGAGAAAUGCUGUCGUUCUUGACCAACAACAUGGCCGCCGUGACGUCACAUGCAAACCAGCAAUAGAUAAAUGACGUCACAUGACGUUUUUACGUCCACCAUAUUAUCGUCCAAAACAGAUGUCCCAUGCAAACCAGUCCUGUGGGAGAUGUUGAGCCAUUUACUUAUGUAAACGUACACUUUCAAUUUGCACAGCUUCUGGCCACGUGAGUAAAAACUGACGCGCGCCUUCUUUCCUCAGAGUGUCGGUCAAAUGUUAUUGCGUCACUUCAUGUUACUUCUGCUGGGUUUCUACUGAAAAUUACGGAUAAUUGAUCAUCUUUUAUUAUACGUUUUAGCCCACAAUAGAUAGACUGUUCGCUGAUAUUUUUGCUGGCCUGUCCAUGUAUCCGUAGGAGUUCUACAUUUUGUAAACAUUUGUAAAAGGCAACUCACUCUUUAUUGAUCGCAGGAUGUUAUAUAUUUUAUUUCAUUACGGGGUUCAGCUAUCAGUGGAGGCAUAGUGAACUAGUCUCCUCGAAUGUGUAGGUAAAGGUUUUAGUCUUUCCCAGAGACCUGACCUUUAAUGCUCCACCUUGUCUCUUUCUACACUGCCUGGUGUGACAGAUUAAUACUGUGAACAUCUGGCCGGGUGAUGGUUGGGGGCGGGGGAGACUCCUUGGUGCUUCAACAUAAACCGAAAUUAGCUCCGCCGUUAUAGGCCUCAUUGGCUUAAAGCUUUUCUUCACCCUCUGCUGUAAAUUAACUAAGUCAAACGUCAUGGUUCUGGGCACAAAUAAAUUUUACAGUUAUUUCAACAGGUGAAGUUAAUCAUACAAGAUUCUGUAGUGCAAAAGAGCUCCUCAAAUGUGCUUUUCCAAAAGCCAGUAAGUAACAAACAAACAAAAGUCUUAACAGCCAUUUUAAAUCUCUGAAAAAAGACUAAGUCGGAGAUAUCGACAAGAUUCUUGUAUCCUUGUUUUAUAGCAAAUUUUAACCCAAGCCGCUGUGAUUGCCCCGUGCCGUGUGAAAAAAUUGACUAUCAGGUGCAGUCCUCCAUGGCCUAUUCCCCGUCAAGCCACUUGUGGGAUACCCUCUUGCCACUCUAUAACGUCGCACCAAAUGAUACAGAAAAAGUCAGAGAGUACCAAGACUAUGUCAGGUAAACCUUUUGUAAUGUAAAUCUGUUCGAAAUUCUCUUCGAAUCUCCCUGAUCUUCCGCAAUAAUUGCUACAUUUCGAGCACGCGGGUAAGAGUGUUUCAGCAGAUUUCAAACACUGAAAAAUGGAGCGUAGCAAAUUUUUUAAAGCAACUUUGAAGUCGGCGGAUUUAUUACCCUUGCACUAUUUUCAAGACAACUAUCGCCUCUUCAAUUCAUGUAUAGAUUGUUCACUGUUUGCUUAUUUUCUUUUUAACGAAUUCGAGAAAAUACUUAUUUCUUUUAAAACUCUUCACUCAGCUACUCUCAUCUUCCAACCCACCAACCUCUUAUGAUCAUUACGCACAAGCAGGUAGCCUAAUGUCUUGAAUCCCCUCAAUUUUUAGAUCUUACAAAGAGGCAUGCGUGGCCUUGCAGUGGUCUUUUCAGACACACUAGCCGUCCCGGGUUCGAGAUCUACUCAGACCACUAGCUGGAUUUGUUUCUCGGUCGUUCCUAGUUAAAAUCCUUUGCUACGCUUGUAAAUCCCCAACUGGUUGCCUUGUGUUAUUUAAUUUGAUUACCGUUUUUAAUUCGAGUGGAGUACUUUUAGACAAGGUGGAAAGCUAAAUGCACUUCACUUCCACAUUACCUUUUUACCAUUUAAUGAAAUGAACGCAGCUAAACUUGAAUCGACAUAAUUUUAUUUGAUUUUAACUACUACUGCUUUUUGUUUCUUUUGACUUGUUAGAAAAAGGAUGGUACAAGUGAACGUUUAUUAUGAAACUCUGGACACAGAGGUAACCGAGGAAAAACCUGCUUAUGAUCUCAACGAUUUUGGAUGUAAGUAUGAACAGUACCGGGGUCUGUCAGGUAUAGUCGAUUCUUUUUCAGACCCUUCUUGAAGACCGACACCUCCCUCACGAUGGCACCCGCUGUUCUUCAGUCAUUUUUUACGUCCACAGACGCAUGUGCGUCUCGUCUUGGAACUUGACGGCCUAAAAUGACGUACACAUCUGAUACGUCCGUCGAUUACACGCCGUUCGCGUCACUUUGCCCUACUAUUUGUACUACGCAGCUAUCAUAGACGUCUUCUGAUUUGGAUAUGGGAUAUGGGCAACAUUAUCGUCCGUGUUUUUUAGGGUAGACUGCAAGCAGUCUCUUAUUUUUCUUUGCAAAGUUGCUCGACGGGUAACCCAUGCACGCUUGUCCCUAAUAGUAACGUCGUUGUUUGUAAUCGCACUGGCUGAGAUAACAACUGAACGGAUUUCAAAACAAAAGGCGGACAGCAGGCAGUCUAAUUAGUGUGCAUUUCAAUUUCCUUUCAGCGGACGUCGGAGGUAACAUGGGAUUAUUUUUGGGCUGCAGUCUGCUGACGCUAUGUGAAUUUGUUGAUUUGAUUGUGAUCAUGUGUCUUCAGUGCUGGCGGAAAAAGAACGCAGUAGUUCAUGCGAGGGAAGAUCACUUUAGAUAA